AAGUGGUUAAGUGUUGCUAGUUGUGUCGCAUAUAACAAACAAACGUAUUUUAUUUCGUCGCAAGCUUCCACUAACAGAACAAAACUAUGUAAUUUUGUCUGUCACUACGACGAAUGAAAGAAUAUAUUUGUUAAAAAUCAAAAUCUUAUAAAUACUACAAAUAUACGUCACCAUUGAAACGUUAACAAUAGGGAAAGAUUAACAAGUGUGGGUUUAAAGCGUGGUCGUAAUAUACACGUUUACUGUGGUGAAAAAUAAUUUUCUCAAUUAAGUGAAGUUUUAGGGAACGUUGUGGUAGCAACAUAGAUUGAAGAUUUUAUUUUUCGUUUAAAUCUUUCGGACCACCUAUAGCCAUUCAUCACUGGCUGGAAUCCGUUUUAAAUAUUUAUUUAUGCACUCGUCUGUGGUAGUAAAAGUAUCAUUUCUCUCUGACAUGCGAAAAGACUUCUUGCUUGAAGAAAAUGUCCUCAGAAAUUUUAACAUGUCAACGAGUCCUCUCGAUCACCGUUUUCCUGGGAUUCAUGAUCCAUCACAUGCUCCGAGUCAACAUUUCAAUCGCAAUAGUUGAAAUGGUCUUCAGGAACUAUUCCAACGUCACUCAAGAAGACCACGGUCCUCGCUACCACUGGGACGAGGAGGAAAAGAACGACAUUUUAGGCUACUUCUUCUGGGGUUACGUUAUAACCCAAAUUCCCGGAGGAAGACUUUCCGAGAAACUAGGAGCGAAGAUAGUCGUAGGAACUGGUCUUCUGAGUGCCAGUAUUUUAACGUUGCUCACACCCGUAGCAGCCCAUAUGGGCUACCUUUGGCUCGUCGUGGCUAGAUUUUGUCUGGGUGUGUCCUUAGGGAUACACUGGCCUUCGACGCCCCCCAUUGCCACGAAAUGGAUAGCACCAGCUGACACUGCAACCUUCAUGUCCCAUAUGACCGCUAGUUCUCUGGGAGUCGCCGUCACGUUGCCCGUUUGUGGCUACUUGAUAGCUUACUGGGGCUGGGCUAGCGUUUUCUACGUCACGGGAAGCGUAGCUCUGACUUGGUCCCUGUGUUGGUUCUACUUGAUCUACGACUCACCUGAAGAACAUCCAAGGAUAAGCACCACCGAGAAGGAAAAACUUCGACUGGAGAUAAAACCUGUCAACACGUCACUGAAGAAACCUCCGAUUCCUUGGAUGAAAAUGUUGACUUCAGGUCCUGUGUGGUCGGUGAUAAUGGGCAACACUUGUGCUGGGUGCACGUUCUUCGUGGCUUUCAAUCAACUACCGACCUACAUGAGUCACGUGCUCCAUUUCAACAUCAAAGCGAACGGAUUGUUUUCCAGUUUGCCGUAUUUAGUUAGGUACUUCGUGUCGCUAGUCUCCUGCAUAACCGCCGACAAGCUCAAAAAAAACGAUAAAUUUUCGACCACGACGAUCCGCAAAUUUUUCAACGUUUCGUUCUUCGUGGGGGCUGGAUGUCUCUUCACGGCGCAAGCGUUUUGGGGCUACAGCGGGAUAGUCUCUGUUGUUGUUUUCACAGUAUCUUUGGGUUUAAUGGGUUUCGUUACGGCGGGAGUUUACACAAACCCUGUUGACAUAUCGCGUGCUUUCUCCGGGACGAUUCUCGGUGUGAGUCAAGUUCCUGGAGCCUUGGUAGGCUAUGUUACCACAGAAGUUGUGGCUUUUUUUACCAAGGAGAAGCAAGGGUUCGAGCAGUGGGCCUCCGUUUUCUGGAUGUUGGUAGGAGUGAAUGCUUUCGCGGCGGUUUUUUCUUUCAUUUUUACUUCUGGGGAGGAACAGAGCUGGAGUGUGAGCGCUGACGUAAAGGAGAUGGAGAAACUGGAAAGUCAAGACACUGUAGAGAAAUAAACGAUUAGAAUUA
This is a messenger RNA of Zophobas morio, 1857 nucleotides long. Its product is annotated as sialin-like. Gene Ontology annotation, molecular function: transmembrane transporter activity. Gene Ontology annotation, cellular component: membrane. Gene Ontology annotation, biological process: monoatomic anion transport; transmembrane transport. The coding region runs from base 462 to 1844 and encodes 460 amino acids. The transcript has 4 exons. The record is from RefSeq and is a predicted model, not a curated record. NCBI's taxonomy places the organism in Eukaryota, Metazoa, Arthropoda, Insecta, Coleoptera, Tenebrionidae.